Dendrobium catenatum is the source of this 1089-nucleotide messenger RNA. RefSeq lists its product as uncharacterized. The transcript has a single exon. Bases 1 to 1089 code for a protein of 362 amino acids. The record is from RefSeq and is a predicted model, not a curated record. Lineage: Eukaryota; Viridiplantae; Streptophyta; Magnoliopsida; Asparagales; Orchidaceae.
AUGUCUCUGAUCUCGCUUCCUGAAGGUUUUUUUCUUCUUAAAUUCAAUAAUCUUGAAGAUUACAACUUUGUCUGGUCCAGAGGACCCUGGUUCCUUCUAGGAAAACCAUUUGUUCUUCAACAAUGGUCUCCGAAAUUUAAACCAAAAAGAGAUGAAUCUGCUUCGGUGCCUAUCUGGAUCAAAGUUCUUGAUCUUCCUUUAGCUCUUUGGACGCCUUCGGGAAUUUCCAAAAUAGCUAGUUAUGUUGGAAUACCUCUAACGGUUGAUGAUCUUACCGCUAAGCGAACUCGUCUUAGUUACGCUAGAAUAUGUGUCCAAAUUUCUAAAGAAUCCAAACUUCCCGAUGAAAUCCCGAUUGUGAUUGAAGGGGAAGAAUCUGUUUUAAAAGUUGUUUAUGACUGGAAACCUACUCCUUGUGAGUCAUGUGGUUCCCUAAUUCACCCUUCUAAUCUGUGUCCUACUAACCCCACUCCUAAUCAAUCUUCGGGCCCUAGUACCCUUCCUAAACAAAGAGGAAGAGAUAUUAGUAGACAACAUCGUCCCAUCUAUAGAUCUAAAUCUAAGUUACCCCCGCUUCUUCCAACCCCUUUAUCUGAGCCCUCUAAUCCUAACCCGGUUAUUGCUCCAAAUUCUGAGAUGGCUACAUCGUCUCAUGCUGUUCCUCCUGUUGACUCCAGAAUACUUGCUAAUCAGGAGGAAAAAAUUAUUCCUGCUGUGCCGGUCUGCGACAAUGGUUUGAAGGGAAAGGAUUCUAAUAUUCCUAAUCUCAAUUUUCCUACUGAGGAAUUAUCCUCUUCUGAACCUAACUCUUCUUUCACGGUUAACAAAGGAAAGGGCAUCAAGAUAAAUAAUAAGUUUAAUCUGCUUGUUGAGGAAGAUCCUCUGAACUUUAUUCAGGAAGAUGAAUUAGAGGAGAUCUCAUCUUUACAACAUGGGAAAUACCAUGAGGAUACAGAUCUAUCCAAAAACAAAUCCCCUGCUCAAAAGUCUCCCAAUAUUAACAUACCUCCUCCUCAGUCAACAAAUAAAAAAUCUUCAAAAGCAAAAAAUGCCAAAAAGGCAAAACCUUCUUCUUCCAAAUCUAGAUGA